GAAAUGGUAAAAUAUAUUCUUUUGAUCAUGGUAGUUUUAAUGACAAUGCACAAACUGACAAAUUUUAUUUUGAAAUCUGUGUUUUUCUUGUACCUGUCAAAGACAAAGAACCAGUAUGUUUUGAUAUAAUCUGCUGAGAACUUUGUUGUUUUUGCAUCCAAUGUGAACUGCAUAUGGACUGUGCGGACAAAGAGUUCUGUUAUAUUAAUAACAAUAUCAUGAAGUGUUAUGAUGUAUGUUUUUUUUUUUAAUUCUCCAUGACAGCCCCAUACGAAAGCACUUUUUUUCAGUCUUUUCUUACUAAUGCAAGCAUGUGGGCCACUUCUGGCCCAAAUAGAGCCCACAAAAGAACCUGACUCACCAGGACUGCUGCAGAAGCUGGCAGAGAGGGUCAGGGCAGCCAAAAAUAAAAUCCUGGCGCUUGGGGCACUAACACAAGGCUUUGCUGGUGCUUAUUAUGAAGACCACAUUCAACCGGUGACUGACAGCUAUGUUGAAUGGGCCUCUGGUGUCAAAACCUCAGUGUGGGAGAGGAUUCAGACUACCAUCGGCCACUACACACCGUUUAACACAACUCAAGUUGAUUAACUCACUCAACUGAGUAAAUCAGUAUUCUUACUAAACGUCAUGGCUUCACUGCUGAAGUGAUCAUAAUUUAAUGUUUAUCAUUAGGCUUGUACUAAUGUAUGAUGCAUAAAAAAAUCAAAUGAUUUGUUAAUAAAUAUCCGUACAACAUA
Messenger RNA from Haplochromis burtoni (Burton's mouthbrooder), 737 nucleotides. It is a transcript of the gene apoc4, whose product is annotated as apolipoprotein C-IV. The record is from RefSeq and is a predicted model, not a curated record. The coding region runs from base 304 to 588 and encodes 94 amino acids. Lineage: Eukaryota; Metazoa; Chordata; Actinopteri; Cichliformes; Cichlidae. The transcript has 3 exons.